Bursaphelenchus xylophilus (pine wood nematode) is the source of this 3729-nucleotide messenger RNA. NCBI's taxonomy places the organism in Eukaryota, Metazoa, Nematoda, Chromadorea, Rhabditida, Aphelenchoididae. The record is from the annotation of a GenBank genome assembly.
AUGUUGAUGACAUUGAUUUUUCUUGUUUUAUUUUUCACAGCCAUCAAUGCCGAUGUGUAUGAUGACAAAAUCGCUUUUAUGGAGAGCAUUAUCGACAACACGGCCCAUCCUUGCAACGAUUUUUGGCAAUAUGCCGGAGGCAAGAACAAGAGUAAAUUUUUGGAAGAACAAGAAGCUUUCAUGAUCAUCGAUUUAAUGACCGACGAUUCUGUGGAUAGUUAUGUAUGUAGCAGAUUGAACCUAGACGAUUUGUCUGCAGUGACGAACCUGAUCCAGUGGCAAGAAACGUACCAUUUUGCAUCCGGAAGUAUCACAAAAUGUGGCCAAGUGUCUCCCGCUUUAAAUAAAAAACUCCAUUUUGAAGGCCCUUCCCGCACAAAAAGACUGGGCGCUUUUGAAACUGGAGUAUUUCCAUUGAAGAGGGAGGUAUUUUGCCGCAUUUUGGAUACUUCCCGAAUGCAAAAUGGGACGUUUUUUGCCACUGGAUCAGGUCCGCCUUAGUAGGAUCGAACUUACUCAAAGACUAGAGGCUAGUCUUUGGAGGGCGACUUGUGAUUUUCUCAAAAUCUUGCAGACGAGCUGUACUACUGUACACCACUUUUUGAAGAUUUUAGCUCGCGCUAUGCAAAGACAGCCGACGAAAUCCACGGUUUUUGCCGAUGCGAAACCACUCUAAAAAUUUGAACAAAAUCUGAGGGUUGCGCUUCGACCACUGCCCUUGUUUAUAUUCAGCCUCUAUACUCUUCAAAACCGCCUCAAUCUCAUCCAUUAUAUUUCAGCUUCAAUCAGUGCGAGAUAUCCGUACUGUCUACCAAAAAUGUGCUAAUGGCGAGAUCAAAUUCCCCGAGUAUUCUUUGGCCGAGAAAGCCCAAUUUGCAGCCUCUCGCCUCAAAGACUUGAAUUUUCCGAUUCAAAAAGACGACGAUGUUGUCAAAGACGAAGCCAAAUUUCACACCGCUGUAGCGCGACUAUACGGCGCUCUAUUUGAAAUCGGCUCUUAUGUGAUCGAGUCGAUGGAAAUGACCUCGCAUGGAGGAGCGUGGAAAUUCGUGCGUCCUCAUCCAACCUAUUAUCGCCGAAGGGAAAUUUGGUGAGUGGAUUUUGUAUUACGAUUGGUCGAGAGUAGAGGAAAAAAGGCCUCAAAAUUAGACAAUAUUCGGCGCAAUUUUUGGCUAUGAUUUGAUCACUUUAGGGACGCGUAUUGUGCUGUUGCGACAUGCAGAACGUCAACACUACCUCGAAAAAACACUUUCAAAUUUCAAUACAGUUUUGCGAAGGACCCCCAAUCGUUCGCCAACACAGCCUUUGGGACCGAAAUCAACAUUUCCGACUUGAAAAUUCUCACGCCCUUCUAUGCCGGUGGUGAUGAGGCUUUGAGGGUAAGUUGGACUUGAAUUUGAGAAAAUUUAUGGGCCAAAAGUCGUCAAUUUUUCUAUGUCUAAUCUCCGGAUUUUUCGUGGUCUCUCGUUUCCAAAAAAUGGUGAAUAUCUCUACUGUAUUAUUAAAGUUUCUGCUAAAAUUUUGGUGAAUUGACAUGCGACAUGGGUCCAAUUAAUAGCAAAAACUUGAAGAUUAUAUAAGAAAACAUUUUUUUUAUUUUUUUUUCUCUCUCCGCUCUCCACAUUUUGAACAGUCUUUUAAUAAUUUUUUGAAAAUCUCCCCCCCCUCCCCCACUCUUUCAAAAAGAUUACAAAAAAACUUUUAACUUUUUUUCCAGCCAAUCGCCUACGCCGCUUUUCUCAACGAACUCCUGGAGACAGUAAUGUUUGAGGAGAACUACCAAUUCACAACUUGUGAGAAAUUGAUCUCCGACAGUUUCCCAUUGCAUCUGAACAAAUUGAUUUUGGACAAGAUGAAGAAAAAUAGGACCGUCUACAACCAAUGGAAAGAGCAGUUCUUCACGUACACUGUCCUCAUUCUAAACGAAGCCAAAUCGUUUGUCGCAACGAGCAAUGUCAUCGAGAAUACGGACAAUGUAAUGGGGGAGAUGCUGAGGAUCUUGGAGCAAAAUAGAUUCGCAUUCUUUGAUCAGAAUCUCUUCUCUGACGAUCUGUUCGAGGGGGUAACGAAUGAAAUGGAAUUGGACCAUCCCCGGUCCUCGCGGUUCGUCAACAAUUUGAGGGUGCUGCUGAAAUACGACAAGCUUUAUGAGCACAAAAGUCAAAGGUUUAUGGCGAAGACGGGGGUAAGUUUAGUUGAAGGGGAAUAGAGUCAAAAGUUGAUUUUUUUGUGAUGAAUACCAUGAAAGAAAUGAUCAACUUUUGACUCGCAAAUUUUGAUGAUGUUUGGGGCAAAGGUGGAAGAGAGUUUUAUACAGCGUUUGCUACAUUUUUUAGUAUUAAUAAGCAGUCAAUAUAUGUACAUAUGUAUGUACUUAUGUUUAUCAAAAACCUAAGGCAAGGUUCCGAAUAUUACUGUAUGCAAAAUCAAUGGAGUACAGCCUCAUAUAAGAUACAUCCAAGAUUACUAUGUGAUUGCCAGAAGCAAAAAAAUUUCUCGGCUCUCCAUCAUAAGGAUUGCCUAAAAUUUUUACAUCAUGACAAUUGAACAUCGUACAGUGGCGGACCUGAUCCAGUGGCAAAAACAUACCAUUUUGCACUCACUGUGUAGACCAAUUCAAGAAGACUUUCACCUGCAUCUUGGCAAAUUUCGCUUGGAAAAAAUAUCAAAAAUCUUUAAAUUCCUCUUGCUGUAAUAGUAUCUACCUCAAAAUUUUACCCUGGGAUUGCAAUACAAACUCAAUUUCAUCCAUUUUUUGCCCUAAAAACCCCGAUUUCCGCAAAGCGCUAGCGACAAACCUCAUCGGCGCCUUCAAAAACUCCAAUUUCAAUCUGCGCCAACUGUAAAAAAAUCAUUUCAAAUUAAUUUCCGAACACUCAUUCCAAUUUCCAGACCCAAUCCGCUCAUCUCUUCCCGUCUAUGGCCAAUUUCUACGACUUUGGAUACUUUUUAUUCCCCCUCUUUGAUCCGUCCUUCCCAGCGGUCCUGGCGUUGUCUUCAAUGGGCACAAUGGUUGGUCAUGAAAUUGCACAUACCUUCAGUAAGUACAUACAUACAUAGUAUCCCAAUUUGAAAUUUAAAAAAGUUCAGUUCGAAUGACAGAGAAGAGCGAAGCAUUUUCCGAAAACCGACGAUGCUUGCUCAAAUUGUAUGCAGAUAAAUGCAAACCGGGCGAUCCAAAUAUCUGUGUGGACCCAAUGCACACUUACAAUGAGAAUUUCGCGGAUCAACUGGGUAAAUUGAAAAUUAAAAUUUGAUUUAAUCUUAUAGGAGAGUAAGAUUUUUCUAAAUUUUUGCAAAAAAUAAAUCGGAAAAGUCACUCCCAGCACUUCCCUACUAAAUUUUAUCGUUAAUACUCUUGAUGAAUUUCAUAUAUAUAUACAAUUUUCAGGUACCCUCUGGGCCUACACCGCUUUCAAACGCCUAGAGUCCCGUCAAAACUCCGGCGAAUUCCCGAAAACUCCGGCAUUGGGAAAGCUGACAAAUGAUCAGAUAUUCUUCCUCAACUUUGCCCAAACAUUCCAUUUUUUCGAUGACUGGGAAAAUUAUGAUCCCAAUUUUUUUCACGCUCCAGCAUCUGUCAGGAUUUGGGCCGCCUUGGCCAAUCUACCGGCCUUUGCCAAUGCCUUCGAAUGCCCAGGAAAAUCGGUGUAUAAUCCCGACUUUCGAUGCCCAAUGUUUGUCGUGGAGACAGUGCCAGACAAAAGAUUGAAUCAACCAGUGGAUUAA